Molecule: messenger RNA, 1024 nt
Organism: Peromyscus leucopus (white-footed mouse)
Lineage: Eukaryota; Metazoa; Chordata; Mammalia; Rodentia; Cricetidae
Gene: Drap1
Product: DR1 associated protein 1
Exons: 7
Coding region: 254-892 (212 amino acids)
Biological process (GO): positive regulation of transcription by RNA polymerase II; negative regulation of transcription by RNA polymerase II; transcription by RNA polymerase II
Cellular component (GO): negative cofactor 2 complex; nucleus
Molecular function (GO): RNA polymerase II general transcription initiation factor activity; protein heterodimerization activity; transcription corepressor activity
Source: RefSeq, a predicted model, not a curated record
GGGCGGGUGGGAGUGGCGGGCCGAUCCCUGAGAAGGACGCGCAGCGCCCCAGAGGCUCCCAAAGCCGAGCCUCGGGGUUAGGGGAGCUGCUCGUCGGCGGGCGGCGCUAGGACCCUGCGGGUAGCGGCGGGGGCGGAGCAGGCGGCAGCAGGACCCGGGGGAACCGCGGCGGGCCGGCGGCGAACAGGGCCCGGAGCCGGGAGGCUGCGGGCGGCGGCGGCGCUGGGCCCGGCGCGGCGGCAGAGGCCCCGAGAUGCCAAGCAAGAAGAAGAAGUACAACGCGCGGUUUCCGCCGGCGCGGAUCAAGAAGAUCAUGCAGACGGACGAGGAGAUUGGGAAGGUGGCGGCCGCUGUGCCUGUCAUCAUCUCCCGGGCGCUUGAGCUCUUCCUGGAGUCUCUGUUGAAGAAGGCUUGCCAGGUGACCCAGUCUCGAAAUGCCAAAACCAUGACCACGUCCCACCUGAAGCAGUGCAUUGAGCUGGAGCAGCAAUUUGACUUCUUGAAAGACUUGGUGGCAUCCGUGCCUGACAUGCAGGGGGAUGGGGAGGAUAACCACAUGGAUGGGGACAAGGGUCCUCGAAGAUGGACUGUACCUUCCCGAAGGGGCCGGAAGCCGGGCAGCAGUGGAAGGAAGAAUGGAGGCACCGGAAGCAAAGGCAAAGACAAGAAGCUGUCUGGGACAGACUCAGAACAGGAGGAUGAGUCUGAGGACACAGACACUGACGGGGAAGAAGAGGUACCACAGCCUCCACCCCAAGCCAGCCACCCCCCUACCCACUUUCAGAGCCCUCCACCCCCCUUCAUGCCCUUCACCUCUCCUCUGCCCUUGCCCCCUGCGCCCCCUGGCCCCUCAGCACCCGAGGCAGAGGAUGAAGAAGACUAUGACUCCUAGCGCCCACUGCCCCUUACCCCAGGCCAUGUACCCCUUUAGUUAGUAUUAGCUGCUCUGGGGAGAAAACAAAGAUGGAAUUGUUCUUAAAUUUAUUAAAAAAAAAAAAAAGAAAGAAAGAAAGAAAAAGAAAGA